AUGUUCUCAUCAGAUUUAUCUCCACGGGGUAUACAUCACUUAUGGUCUACUAACAAUAACAGCUCCUUACUCAAUUCAUCGCACCAACAUUCAACCAACAAUUCAGAAACUAAAUACCACCACAAACUAUUUGCACCACCCUUGUCAUCAUACACAGCAGAAUCCCCAGGCCCAGAUGCUUUGCAGCUAGAGUAUUUGCAAAUAUCACAUCCAGAUAAACCACAGCCGUCUGUUGAUGAUUUGGCCUUAUUGAUGCGGAUGAAGGAGCAACGGUUGAUGAAGAUUAGAAAUACCGGAUAUUCCACUAUUAGACCAAUUGCUAUUGGGAAAACAAUGGAGGAAUUGGAUUAUGCACAACGGGGCUAUAGUGUGGCUGAGGAUAGUGCAGUCAAUAACAACGUAGCAGCUGAGAACACAAACGAGGAGGAGAUGAGCACGUUACCGUUGAUCAAUGCUGAACAAGAAGAGGUUGACUUGGACGCAGAAAUAUUUAAUGCAGAUGAGCUGCAGUCAGAGGACGAAGAUGAUGAUAUAAAUUUGGUAGAUAGUGAUGAUCCGGAUCUAUCCCAUCAUAUGCAAAGAACCCAAGGCUACAUAAUGGACGAUGAAGGGUUUAUGGCAGCUGAGGUUGAGUACCAGGAUGAUCAUAGUUUGAAUUCGGAGACAAAUACCCACAUUUUGAUGAGUAGCGCCGUAACUGCAAGCAUUCUCCCAACUCGUACAACCGGGAAUCGCACCGCAACUACAAAUCCUACAUCUGCUCCUUCGCUACAAACAUUGGAGGAACAGCAAUUUGAUAAUGAAAACGAGUAUUCUGAGCAAGAUAUGCUCGUUGAUUGA
Messenger RNA from Lodderomyces margitis, 840 nucleotides. RefSeq lists its product as uncharacterized. Lineage: Eukaryota; Fungi; Ascomycota; Pichiomycetes; Serinales; Debaryomycetaceae. Gene Ontology annotation, cellular component: anaphase-promoting complex. The transcript has a single exon. Bases 1 to 840 code for a protein of 279 amino acids. Gene Ontology annotation, biological process: anaphase-promoting complex-dependent catabolic process. The record is from RefSeq and is a predicted model, not a curated record.